Messenger RNA from Hypoxylon trugodes, 977 nucleotides. RefSeq lists its product as uncharacterized. The record is from RefSeq and is a predicted model, not a curated record. Lineage: Eukaryota; Fungi; Ascomycota; Sordariomycetes; Xylariales; Hypoxylaceae. The coding region runs from base 279 to 827 and encodes 182 amino acids. The transcript has a single exon.
CACGGCAUGGUUAGAGGAACUAAAAAGCGCAGCCAACUACGUAAGAUAUAUCAAGCCACCAAUACUACCUACCUAGGUAUUUAUCUGCGGUCUCAGACACGGUCCGCUCUAUAUAGACCAACUACCUACUUCCACAACAAAACACUUUUCGGAACAAAUAAUACAGUGUGCUGUCGUUUACAAAGAUCUGCUUAGGCUUGAAGAUACUAAGCAUCUUCUUGAAUUGGCCCGUCUCGUUUUUCCUCGCAAGGCUCCACAAGUUGACUCGCAAUUUGACGAUGUCGUCAGGCGAGGCUAUUACGCUCCUACUUAUCACACGCAUAUUCAUCGUGCUCCUGUUUAUCGCGUCCCUAUUCGUCACAUUAAUCCUUAGGUGUGGAACUCUCGCUAUUGUCAUCUACAGGAUCUACCAACCAUCAAUACCUUCCGACCCCUCCCAUCCUCUUAAUACUGGUGAAUGGCCGGGUCUUCCUGGUCCCAGAGGUCCCGAAGGCUGUGACAGUUCUGACGGUAAUGUCGAUCAUGACGGUCGUGAUGGUCGUGGUGGUUGUGACUGUCUUGGUGGUGAUCCUAGACCUCGGGGGCCUCAGGGACCGCCAGGACCCCCUUGUCCUUGUCCUUGUUCUCCUUAUCCUCCCUAUCCCCCCGGUCCUACUGGUCCUACUGGUCCCACAGCUGAACCGGAUCCUGGUAGUGGGGAUAAGAGAGGCCAGGGCAACCAACAGGGUGCGACCCCACCGUCGCCGCCGUGGAACACCCGAUACCCCAUCCCUGGGCAACGGCGUUUAAUAGAAUGCCCUCGUUGCGGAACCCUCAACAAAUAUUGAUAUAACAAGAAUCACUCACUUAAUUGCGCCUCGCGGAGGACGAAAAUGACUAUGGGGAUCGCAGAACAUGGGAGAUUUAUAAUAGUUUUCGCGGGAUCUUAAAAGCCAGGUAUUUUCUAAGCUUGUGAAAAGAUGAUUUCAAUUAACGAA